Notodromas monacha is the source of this 1503-nucleotide messenger RNA. Lineage: Eukaryota; Metazoa; Arthropoda; Ostracoda; Podocopida; Cyprididae. The record is from the annotation of a GenBank genome assembly.
AUGGAGGAAGAAACGAGCAUCGGCCUUCUGAUCCAAGUUUCUCUCCCUCUGCUCCUGUUCGCCUCACCUCCGGGCUCCAAAUCACGCAUGACACUCGGCGGAGGAACAAACGCGGCAUUUGCUCCACAAAUUGACUACAUGACCCACGUUUUUGCACCCGUUGCCAAGAAAUUCGGGGUCAACUUUGACAUCCGAGUGGAACGACGAGGCUAUUACCCACGCGGCGGUGGGUUGGUGUCAGUGGAGGUACCUUCGAUCCCUGUGUUGAAAUGUGUGAAUCUUACGGACAUGGGCUCGGUUUUGAGGAUCCGGGGAAUGAGCUUUGUUGCUGGUGCUUUACCCCUGAAGGCUGCCCAUGAAAUUGCGGAUUACGCCACGAGGGCUUUACGAAGACAUUUUCCGCCUGAUGUGCCAAUAGAUAUUCAUAGGUACAAAGAAGCGCCGAGGUUCGCAGUUGGAACAGGAUCUGGAAUAACUUUGUAUGCUGAGACGUCAACUGGAAUGACUUUUGGAGGAUCUUGUUUGGGGGAUCGCUCGAAAAGGAACAAUGUGAUCGGCGAAGAAGCUGCGGAAGAAUUGACGGAAGCGUUUUUGGCCAAAGCUUGCCUCGACAAAUGGGCACAAGAUCAGGUGAUAUUAUUCAUGGCUCUCGCCCGCGGAAAAUCGGUCAUUCGCUCCACAAGCCUCACUUUACACACGAAGACUGCCAUUUUUGUUGCGGAAAAAUUCACGGGGAUGGGUUUGCUACCAUCUUCGGUUGAAGUGAGCAUCGAGAUCCUGUUGGACAGAAUCGACUGUCCGGGUCUCCGGUUGCCGCACAAGGAAAUGACUUACAUGAGAAUCUAUUUGUUUGACGUGGAUGUAAGGACUGGUCAGGCUCCUCCGUAUCUUCCAAUCAUCUUCCAAGAACAGUUCAAAUUUUCAAAGAAAUUUUAUGCCAUGAAAGACUGGACGGAGUUGGAAGUGAUGCUCAGGUUCCAGGCCUUGAAUGUGGAGUUGCUUCAGCGGCAAAUUGGAGGAUACUCAAAGAUCCUUGCCGAAUAUCAGGGUAAUGCUUGGGAUGUACUCGUGGCAUGUAACCAUGACCCUGUUGACAGUCCAGUGACCUCUGAAGGAAGGGCCAGACUUGUCAUGAAACCAACGGUCCAUAUGCCAACAACGAUUGCCCCAGAGUGCCACGUGAGGUUCAUGGUCUGCACCAUUGGAUGGACUCCACCGUGGAGGCCCUAUGGUGCAACUGUGGGGGACAAGCCGAGCAAGUCCCGAAGGCUCGGCGACUCGUUACCAAAGGUGUCUUGGAGCAGUAUGGAGAGUCUCGCAGGAAGGAACAAAAGUCGGGGCUCUGCAGGCAUGGGAGAUCAAGUUACCAGAGGAGCCAUUGUGUCUGCUGAGAUAGACGUCCUCAAGGUUUGUUGCAAAAGCAUGCGUUACCGUCCCUCCGGCAGAGUGUACAUCCAAGUGACCUACCUGGGCCAAGCCGCCUCCACGGUGCCCAAACUGCCG